Dunckerocampus dactyliophorus (ringed pipefish) is the source of this 1277-nucleotide messenger RNA. Its product is annotated as cysteine-rich protein 2-like. NCBI's taxonomy places the organism in Eukaryota, Metazoa, Chordata, Actinopteri, Syngnathiformes, Syngnathidae. The record is from RefSeq and is a predicted model, not a curated record. The transcript has 8 exons. Bases 78 to 671 code for a protein of 197 amino acids.
UGGGAGCUGCAGACGUGCGACCACCGAGCCCACCGACACCGAACGACGAGCUCGACCUGCGCUGUGUUGGGAGGACCAUGUCGUCCACAUGUCCCAAAUGCGAAAAGACGGUGUUUUUUGCGGAGAAGGUGUCAUCUUUAGGCAAAGACUGGCACAAGUUCUGUCUGAAAUGUGAACACUGCUGCAAGACGCUGAACCCAGGAGGCCAUGCUGAGCAUGAGGGGAAGCCUCUCUGCCACAAACCAUGCUACGCUUCCCUCUAUGGACCAAAAGGGGUGAACAUUGGCGGAGCCGGCUGCUACGUGUACGCCGCUCCUGUCAUGGAGGCACCGGCGGCUGUUACCAAGGAAACCAAAGCGGAGGAGAAAAAAGCCCCCGUGCGGGGACCAGUGAAGGCCGCCAGCUUCUCUGCUGUCACAGACGGGCCUAACAAGUGCCCCCGCUGCAACAAGACAGUUUACUUUGCCGAGAAGGUGUCAUCUCUGGGAAAGAACUGGCACCAGCCUUGUCUGCGCUGCGAGAGAUGCAGUAAGGCGCUGACGGCUGGCGGCCACGCUGAGCAUAAUGGCCAGCCAUAUUGCCACAAGCCAUGCUACGCCGUGCUGUUUGGACCAAAAGGCGUGAACACCGGAGGAGUGGGCAGCUACAUCUACGACAAAGCUCAACACUGAACAAAACACCUCACUCAUCUUGAACCUCAACAUCUCUUUGUGUUGACUUCUCUGGUCAUCACACAAUCUCCUCACGCUUGAAUCUUCAGUAUGUCCUUUCAUUUGCCUGUCUUUACUGGUUCCCUUUAAAUGAAGGCUUAUACUAUUCUAUUCUAGACCUGCCAAAUGUAGAAAGCCUUUUACGCAGUAAGAAUUUAAAGGAAGAACACAUUUCCUUUGCGUUAGUCAGUCAAAUGUAAUGCCUAAAAUCAACAUCAGCCAAAUUUAAAUCUUGUCUUUCUAAUGAACAUGGAGGAAGCUAAAAAUUAACUUCAGACGGAACUAUUUUUUUGUUUCAAAAUUAAAAGGUUGUACUGAAAUUAACAUGUCGUGUUUUGAUUGUGCUUCCUAGCCAAUUGAGUCAAUACGUGGCUUUUUUAUUUGGUAUUAAAUUGUGUAUCUAAUACAUCCCCUACAAAAUGAAUAUUAUUGUGGUUAUAGACUGCAGGGGUGAUUUAACGAAUGUUUGUUUGCAGUGGUGUACUGAUGUUGGUAAUUUUGGCCAUAACUCACGAGCCACAAACUUCUAUGUUGUAAUAAACGUAUGAAAUAGGUCUGCAUUCAGGA